This is a messenger RNA of Vespa velutina, 5868 nucleotides long. RefSeq names its product KAT8 regulatory NSL complex subunit 3 (gene Rcd1). NCBI's taxonomy places the organism in Eukaryota, Metazoa, Arthropoda, Insecta, Hymenoptera, Vespidae. The record is from RefSeq and is a predicted model, not a curated record. Gene Ontology annotation, biological process: positive regulation of transcription by RNA polymerase II. The transcript is spliced from 8 exons. Gene Ontology annotation, cellular component: NSL complex. The coding region runs from base 1267 to 4722 and encodes 1151 amino acids.
UUCGUCACAAGGAAACAUAAGAUGGCGGUGGGUUUCGGGUGAAAAAUAGUGAUACACUGCGCACCUGAAGAUUUGUAUUUUCGUCGUCGAUGAUCUUAUCCGUUUCCAUGUUGAGAUCACGUUUUACACGCACCACGCACCGGUCGCACCUCCGUAAACAACGUCGUUCCGAAUUUAAAAAGGGAUCGAUCCGAGUAAAAUCACGCGGAAAUGUUACAAGAGAACGAACGAACGAACGAACGAACGAACGAACGAAUAAACGAACGAACGAAUGAUCGAACGAACGACGAACGAACGAACGAACGGGCGAGUGAACAAACACAAAUGAUUGAAAGGAAACUCAAGCGAUACGAAUCGAGCGAUUCGAUACUGCUGUCUCCGGCGCUGGCGUUGUCGUUGUCGUCGCUACCUUUGCUUCAACACGAUCAACGACGACAUUCGCGUUCCCUCGCCAUAUACAGCUAACUCAAGACAACAUUUUACUAAUAUCCGAAGAAAAAUAUCACCGUGUAGUAAGAUAUACACACAAGAGACUACGCGUCACGACAAGCUUUAAAAAAGCACCCCGUGUACGAUGAUAUUCCGAGUUGAUACGAUGAUACAUAUAAGGGGGGGGGGUGGAAAGAGAAACGCCACGGGAGUCGCCGUCGUCGCGUAGGCAGGGCGAACGGCCGCACGAUACGAUUCGAUGCCAGUCUACUUCACCCCCACCCCUCUUUCUCUAUACUAACGCCUUUACAAGAGUAACUCCCUCCUUCAUCUAUCUUUCUUUUACCGAAGUUUGAGAUCGCGCGUAUAUUUUAGGCAGAUCAGAGCGUAUGCGAAUGACUGAUGUUAUCGACUUGCACAGCAUCAGAAGUGCUGAACAGUAGAGUGGGAACAGCGAAUCUAGAGACAGAGAAGAAAGAGAGAAAAACAAAGAUAUGCCGUGAACUGUCCUAUAACCGUAUAAUUUUCAUUUAGUGGCGCCACUAUCACAUGUCUUUCAAAAUGGCUUCCACUUGCGACAACUCGUUGCGCAUGACCAAGAGAACAAUGAUAAAAUACUUAUUUUUUUUAUGUGAUAUCGCGUAUUUCAAUGUGAACAUUGACUAACGUCAUUGUCUAGAUUUUGAACUCUACAAGAUACGAUGCCAAUUGGAUGUAGGAUCAACCAAUCAUAAAGAAAAGAGAAUCUAAACAAAUUAUUUAUGUAAAAGAAAAUUUGUCAAAGGAACUGUUUAAGAUUAUGAAGGUCUCCUAUAUUCAUAUUCAUAUUAUUUGUUUAUGACAGUAAAAAUGUCAUCUGGAUUGGUUUCUUCUACUUCACUAGGUAGCUAUGAGCUACCAAGUCCGAUAGGAGAUACAGUGGAAGAUAAUUCUAAUAAAUUUACAACAUAUCUGCAUCAACUUGCUGGUAUCAAUGAAAUGGAGGUUGAUGUGAUACUUAAAGAUCAUUCUUAUGCUCGUCCAUGGAAUUGGAAACCAGAAAAUAUUUAUGUUAAACCAAUAAAAAAAUUAUUUUUUCCAAAAAUUAAUUCAGUUAUACAAGAUGAAGAGAUUGAUGUAGAGAAAACUGAUGAUGAGCAGCCAGUUCCACCUUUAGAUUUAACAAGAACGCGACAUGUUAUGGAUGAAUUCCAGCGAUUAGCAAAUUUUGCAAGACCAGAUGAUAAUGACGACUGGGAAGAAAAAAUAGACAAGUCGAUGUGGACAUCUUUACAAAGUCGAAUAUUUACUAAAGUCAUUAGAAUAUUGAAUUCUGAGCGACUUGCAAGAUUAGCAAAGUCAAAUGCUAUAGUAGAGCCAAUUUUUCGUCGUACAUCAAUAAAUACUACAGCAAGACGAUUUAGAGAAACUUUAGCAUCAGCUGGUUGGGAUUGGAGAUUAACUCAAUGGUUACAUGGUUUAUUAUUUGAUCAUCUUUCUCAAGAGUACUUAGCUAUUUAUCUUGAUAUCUUACAAACAUUGAGAUUAAAAAUUCCACAACUUGUGGAUAAAAUGAUAACAGUACAACCAAAUAUUAAUGCAAAAAAUGGUUCAAUAACAUGGGAAACUCUAGGUUCUCUGUUAAAACGAACGUGGGAUCCAAUUGCUCCUACAUUAAAUAAUAACAGGCUUAAGAAACUCCCAGGAAAUCCCAUUUUAAUAAUAGCUCCAUCCAGUAUUGGGUCCAGUAUUUCUUCUCGUCAACAUAAAUGGAUUACACAGUUAGGAGCAUUAGGAAUGGUUGUUAAUGUGCAUACACAUAUAGGAUUAGCCGCUAACAGAAUGACAAUGAUGGUAUGCAUUGAUCAACUAAUUCAAGCUAUGCGAGCUAAAAUACAGGAUAUUAAAAGUGAUUGUCCUGGCAGACCAAUAAUUCUUGUUGGUUUCAAUACUGGAGCAGCUUUGGCUUGUCAGGUGGCACAAAUGGAACACGUAACUGCAGUAAUUUGCCUUGGUUUUCCUUUUUCUACUGUCGAAGGAAAACGAGGUUCACCCGAUGAUACGUUACUAGAUAUUCGUUGUCCUGUUAUGUUUAUUAUAGGACAAAAUGCUUCUUUAGUAAGACCUGAUGAUUUAGAAGAUCUUCGUGAAAAAAUGUUAGUUGAAACAAGUUUGGUAGUGAUUGGAACUGCAGAUGAUUAUCUACGAAUAUCGACUGCUAAGAAAAUAUCAGAGGGUAUUACACAAAGCAUGGUAGAUAGAUGUAUUUUAGAAGAAAUAGGUGAUUUUGUGGGAAGUAUUCUUUUGCAGCCACAUCCUUUACCGUUGAGGUCUGUAUCAGUAACAAAUUGUGAAAACAAAAACAACAAAAAGGAAAGUCGUAAAAGAAGAAAUUCAACCAGUAGCUCUGUUGAGAGCGAACCAAAUUCUCCUACUUUGAAAAUAUCUCGACCAAAUACACCAGUUUCUACAGUAUCUGUUGGAUCUAGUACAUCUUUGGCUCAAGUUACAAGAGCUGGUUCUUUUAGUACACAACCAACUCUAGUCACAGUGACUGGUCAACAUAUUAAUCAAAAUUCAACAAUAAGACGUAAAUCGCGAGUUAUUAGUAAUCCAAAAGCACAAUUUGUAGAACAUUUGAUAACUUCUAGAGUACCUGCACAAAAAAUUACCAACUCAACAAGUGGUGGUAUAACUUUAAACAUUGGUUCUUUAGCAAGUCUAGCACCAAUUGGACCAAUACGUUUAGGUUCAUCUGUUGAUCAAACUAAUACAGUUAAGACAAUUAAUACAUCCAAAUCUUCAAUUGCAUCAAAUAAAAUUCCUAAAAUUAUAUCAUCGAAUAUACCACUUCAGAAUGUUCCUAAAAUGAAAGCUAUUGUUUCGACAAAUAAAACUUUUUCAAAAGUAAUAUCAAGCAAUUAUAGACACACUAAUAUCAUCGAUAAAAAUGGUGAUACAAAACUGAUUAAUGUUUUGACAACAGGAAAUCAGUCAAGAAUAAAUCCUUUAAGUGCUGCAGGACAUAGUAAAUCUACAAAUGGAGAAAUAAACGGAGCCUUGUCGACAUUGUUACACAAUGGAAAAAGUUCUACUGCAACAAUAAAUGGUUCUCCUUCUUCCCGUAUAUCUUUAAGUUCAAGUAUAUUGUUAACACCUAACAUCUCUUCGACAACUAACACAGCAGCUACCACUUCAACUGUUACAAAAGCAAUGGAAAACAGAGAACCCUCCAAUAGUUCUCAACAUGUGGCACUUAAUCCUACUCAUAUAUGGGACAUACCUAAGAUCUCACAGUUAUCAUCACAAACAGUUUCUACGAACAAAGAUUCUAUAAGUACAAUAGCUGGAAAUACUACUGCAAUUAAUGAAAAUAUCCAAAGUACCAGAACUACAUCUUCAUCUGUAACAGUUCCAUUCACUUUUCAUAAAACUGGGACUAAUGUAGCUAUGUCUAAUCAAUUGAAAUUGUCUCAUAAUGUUACAAAAACAAUGCCAAAAAUUACACUAAAUACAAAUAACUUACAAAGAAUCCAGAAAGGAAGAUCACAAACAGCACUAAAGAAAAAUAUUGUUAAUGAUAUAGAUGAUGAUUUGGGAAAUAUAUUAGACAUACCAAUAAUAUUUGCAAAAGAUGAUGAUAGUUUAAAUAAUGUUGAGAAAGUAUACACAUCUCAAGCUGCAGAUUCUAAAGAAAAAUAUGUACCAAAAUUUAGUAAUACUACAAAAGUUGUUCUUAUAAGUAACAAGCACGACAAACUUCAACAUACUUCUAAUAAAUUCGUAACUCCUACGACACAAACUAUUAUAUGUCCCAAUGUUCCUGUGCAAAAUAUGAACCACGUAAUAUUACAAACGCAAUCACAAAGUUCAGUAAUAAAGACAAAAACUAGACUUGGAUUACCUGCACAGAGUCGUUCGAAUCAACCUACUAUUAAGUACACUAAAAUUAUUUUAGCAAAAAGAAAUAAUACACAAUCUUCUCAAGUUGAUAAAAAUGAACAAGUUCUACUAUCGAAAACUUCUCAGAGAUUAAAUAAACCAAAAGUAUGUAUUUUUGAAAAAAAUGAUCAUAAAUAUGCUCCACCUCAAAUAAAAUAUCAAGAAAAUAGUUCCAAUGAUGUAAUUGAAAUUGAAGAUGCAAUAAAAACAAAUAUUAUAGAGAGGAAAUACGUUACAAUACCUGAAAUCGAUCUCACAUCUCCGACUAAAUGCAAUGAAAGAGAAAUUUCGAAUGAACGUGAAGUAAAAUUUGAAAAUAAAGAACAUACCGAACAUGCUACAUUUAAUAGCAUUACAGGACUGGAAACAUAAGGUACCUUACUAUAUCUUCAUAUUGUUAUGUACUUUAAGAAGAUUAUUGCUGUCUUUAAAGUAUGUUAAUAAAACAAAUGCCUGCCUCAAAAAAUGCUAAUAAGAGAUAUACAUUUCAGUGGAUAUUGAAUAAAUAAAUAAGAAUAUAUAUAUAGUUUAACUAAUUACUAUUGCAUUAAAAAAUUCAUUCAUUUUUUACUUGUAAAUAUGUACACUGAACAGACUAAAACAGACAUUACAGCAAAUUUUGCGUGAUUAUUUUUAUGCUAGUUAUAUUAAAAGAAUGUGAUAUAUAUUAUUGUUUAAAGCAAAAAUAUUAAUUCUAUACACAUGCAAUUAUAUUGAACAAACAUGCAGUUAAUAUUUAAAAAAGACAAAAAAGAUGUAUACUUAAAAUCGAUAUCAAAGCUUUUACUGCAGUGAUAUAAAAGAUUAUCAUUAUAAAUAAUUUAAUUUUUUCUAUUUAUAUAUUGACUGAUAUAUCAAAGUUUAAAUAUAUAUUAUUUGUUUGAAUAUCAAUUUUUAUUGUGUUCUUAUAUACAAAGUAGAAUUAUUUUCUUCUCAAAGAAUAUUUUUGAUCUUAGAAUUAUUUACAAUGUAGAUUAUAAAAUGUACAAACUAAUAGGCUUCACCGUAAAGUAAUUAUACUAUUUCCACUGGUGAUAUUUAAAAAACACGAAACUAUUUUCUUAGAAAUUCCAUAAUAAAUAUCUUUCACAAUUAUUUAUUAACUUAUAAAAUAAUUUUUUAUCAUCAUUUAUGUGUUAUUUUAUUUCAUAUAACAUUUAUGUAUAGUUCUUGACUUAUAAAGUUUUUCAACGCACUUAUAUAUUAUCUCAAAGUUACUAUGAACCAUUAUUUUAUCUAGUCUUAUUAUAAUUAUGGUUAUGCAAAGUUGUUUCCUGUGACGUUUAUACAAUAUAUUAUUGUAUUUGUAUACAACUUAACAUAUUGUACACAUUUAUACUGAAAAUUGAAUCAAUGUCAUACAAAUUAUUGUGUUCUUAUAUAUCUCUACAUUCUUAUGUUUUUUUGUUUCUUAUAUUCAAUAUGAAAUAAUUUAAGUUAAAGAUCUGUUCAUUAUAAUUAUAUAUUUUCAUCGUUUUUUUAUAUGUAGUAUAAUUAAUAAAAUUUAGGUGUGUUUUC